CGGUCGCCCAGCUACUGUCGCGGAGCCCGCCCGAAGGCCCCCGAGCCCCGGGAACGGAGCUUCCCGCGCAGGGCGCGCGCGCGGAGGAGGGCGCGCGAAGCCUGGACCCGGGCGGCGGCGGGAGGAGCUCGCGGAGGGGGCCAGCCCCGAGCUCCGCCGCCGAGCCGCGGCCCGGGAGGCCUCGGGGCCCUCGCCGUAACUUCUCUUUGGAAGCCCCGGCAGGGCGGGCGCGCGCUCCCACUCGGGCACGCGCGUCCCGGAGCCCCCCUCCCCCCGCCCCCCGCGCGCUCCGUCUAUUUUUCCCUACCGCUUUCGCUCUCACACUCUAAAAUAGGUCAAGGGGUGGAAGUUACACCUGGUACGGCCCCCGGCUCUGAUGCAAAAGCAGCUUUUUCUCCCCGGCUCCGGGAGAGCGUUGCAACUAUUCGGUUCGGUAGAGUCUCCCGCCCCCAUACCGUGCAGAAAGCGCCGGCGACCGUGGCGCUGACAAUGGUCCGCAGAGGGGAGCGGCGGCGAGCCUCUUUCCCACCCUAGUUCUGCCCGCCCUGCGCCCGCCCUCCCCCAGCACGCGGGGAGUCGGGGGCGCGACAGGUCGCUUCGCGCGCUCGGGUCCCCUGUGUCCGGGGUCUGACCGCCUAGGGCUUGUGUUCACUUGAACGACUCAUGCAGAAUUGCUUCAUCGCGUGAAGGACCCCGCUGUUUGAUUUCCCUCCUACUACUUUUCCUUUACAUCACACACCGAGAAAGUCAUGAGCAAAAAUCAUCACUCUCUGAGGGUAGAAACUACCAUGAUUCACAAAGACAAGAAGUAAGUUUCCUGUCAUCACAAGAUGACUCAGCUCCUUCUGCUGUGUACUCUGACCGGCAUUUCUUGGGGGUGGCUCCAUUCCCAGGAUGGAUCAUGAAGCUGCCCAGCUGGAAAAGCAGCACGUACAUGAUGUGUAUGAGGGCACCGCACCUUACUUCAAUGACCUGCAGAGCAAAGCCUGGCCUCGAGUCCGCCAGUUCCUCCAGGAGCAGAAGCCGGGCAGCCUCAUCGCUGACAUAGGUUGUGGGACUGGAAAGUAUCUUAAAGUGAACAGCCAGGUGUAUACCCUGGGCUGUGACUACUGCGGGCCAUUGGUAGAGAUUGCCCGGAGUAGAGGAUGUGAAGUCAUGGUAUGUGACAACCUUCAUCUCCCCUUUAGGGACCAGGGCUUCGAUGCCAUCAUCUCCAUAGGAGUCAUCCAUCAUUUUUCUACAAAACAGAGAAGAAUCAGAGCAAUAAAAGAAAUGGCCAGGGUCUUAGUUCCUGGAGGCCAGCUGAUGAUUUAUGUUUGGGCCAUGGAACAAAAGAACCGGCACUUUGAGAAGCAAGAUGUGCUUGUCCCGUGGAACAGGGCCUUAUGCUCCCAGCUCUUCUCAGACUCCAGCCAGCCUGGGAGAAAACAGCAGUGUGGACAUCCGGAAAGAAGUCAUCCCUACCAUCCUCCUUGUUCUGUCUGUAGCUGCUCUGUUUGUUUUAAAGAGCAAGGUCAUUCCAAACGGUCCCACAGCAUGGACUAUGAACCAGUGAUGGCCAGAGCCUGUUGUGCAAAUAUCUCUGAGGAAGGAGAGGAAGAAAAUGGAUUCUAUAACACAUUCGGAAAGUCUUUUCGUUCCUGGUUUUUCUCUAGGUCUUUGGAUGAAUCAACUCUGAGGAAGCAAGUUGAGAGAGUGAGGCCCCUGAAAACUACAGAGGCUUGGGCCAAUAGCACUAUAUCGAUCCAGCCUUCCAGACACUCCAGUUUAGACUUAGAUCGCCAAGAGCCAUUGUCAACAAGAGAGCAAACUUCAGAUGAAGAUGUGUUUGUGGAGACUUCGCAAAAACAGUUGGAGUGGCUGAGAGCACCAGCCACAAAGAAACAUCUGCGUGGAGGCCAGCAAAGAGAAGUUAGGAGAAAUGGAGAUGGGAAUUUUCUGGAAAGCACCAACACCAAUGCGAAUCAUGUGAAUGCAGGUGAUGUAGAAGAAGGUGACCCUUCUAGUAAAAUACUGAGAAGGAUUUCUGCAGUCGACUCCACAGAUUCCAACCCAGAUGCCACAAUGUCUGUCGAAGAACAACAGCCCGACGUUUUGGAUUCCAGAGCCUUGAUGCGCUAUUACCAUGUGUUUCGAGAGGGCGAGCUCUACGGCCUGCUGAAGGAGAACGUGUCGGAGCUGCAUGUUCUGAGCUCCGGGAACGAUCAUGGCAACUGGUGUAUCAUUGCCGAGAAAAAGGACAACUGCGAUUGACCAGAUCAUGUUAGACAGUUCCUCCAAAAGAUGGACCAUGGUCUUUUCACAGGGUUUGGUAUGGUUACCUGAAUUUGCAUCCAACUUUAUUAUUUUUAAUGCAUUUUUACUUUGCUUUGUAGAGAUGAUGACUUGAUCAUCUUUUAAAUAUUUGGAUGAACACAGAGCCUGGCAUGUAAAGCAUUUGACAAAGGGUAUUCAUAAAUUAUUAAUAUAAAAGAAGCAGCAGUAUAAAAUGAACUUCAAUAUGGUGAGGAUUUUCUUUUCCCUGAAAGGCGAAGUUAAGAUAAAGAUACACGUGUAUCAUUUUUCAGUAUUACACGCAGAUUCUAACAGACAAUUCUGGUUGUUGUCUUUUUUUUUUUUUUUUUUAAUUACUAUUGAAGUAGAGUCAACUUACGACAUACUAGUUUCAGGUGUACAACAUAGUGAUUUGACAAUUCUGUACAGGAUUCUCUUUUUAAGUAUACCUUUUUAGAACAGCAUUUUUAUAAUGAAGGGGGGUAAUUUCUGCUUCUCUGGUUAUACUUUAGACCUGUCUGCAAGAUAACAGGUAAACCUUUUCCGUGGCAUGCAUGUAAAUUGAAUGAGGUGAUAAAUUAUUUUGUUGCCAAGGCCUUCCUCAUACUUCAGAAAAGCCAGAGAUGGUAGAGAGAGACAAGUUGUUACGAGGACUUUUCUAAAUGGUAAGCAAACUUGCUUCCAAAUACGUAAAUGACAAGGCUUUCAGCGUUGCUCAGAAGGUUUUUAAAGGCACCGUCAGCAGGUAGGGAGUGCUAUGUGUAGGUAUCAGAAGUUGUUGCAAGUACCCCAGUGGUAUCUUUCUGACCUUAUUCGAAGCAGGAAUGUCUACUUAGGAUAAGACCAAGAUUGACUAAGGAGCUUUCAUCUAGAAUGAUGCUUUUCUUAUGAACUGAAGGAAUACUUAGGAAAUGAGAAUCUGGUUGAAGCGGUUUUAUUUUGGCUCUCAAUAUAAAUGGAUGGUAAAGGGGCAAGUUUUUGUCCUUGACAGAGGAUCUGUUGUUGGAUUUUUAAAAAUCUGGGCAUUUAUCUUACUGCAAGCCACAUUUUAUUAGCCAUAUUAGGGAUUUAGGCAGAAUUAAGUCCUACGAAUGAAAGGCUGCAUUUCUGACACUCUGUAGACAAACAGAUUAGAUGUUGUAUGGUCACUAUGCCUGUUCAGAUUUAACCUUGGGUCUGUUUAAGUCCAUGGGGGAUCAGGCGACAGAUAUAAUCAGGAGUCGACAUUUGACAGAAGCCUUUUUAAUUUAUGGACCUCUGUAAUCCUGGACAAAAAUCCAAUUCUUGUUUUGUAUAACAUUUCAUCUGUCUUGGGUUCUUCUUCCUGCAGUGAUUGUGCUCCAUCUUGAAAUACGAUGCCACUUUCAAAGAAGCGUAAGGGAUUAUUUUUAAUGUUUAUCUGAAAAUGACUGAUGUAUAGAACUCUCUUUUGGCUCUAAAAUAAGACCACAUCAUCACCUUUUGGGUUGGUGAGGUUGUCUGGUAGAAAUGACACGUGGGAUUUGUAUUGUUCAGUGCACAGUCUGCACUGGAGGGGCAAUGAAAACAGACCUAGAAGUGGGAUAUAAAUUAAUUUCGUGUCUUCCAUUAAGUUAGGACAUUAAACAUGAGUAUAAGCGGUUUUCUUGGUAGAAAGAAAAUCUUCUCAGAGUUGGAGAAGUUCUUACAACGAAGGCUUGAUGGCCUUUUUGUUAUGAGUGGAUUUUUCCUCUCCCUGAAGCUUGUUGUCACAUGCAUCUUUAAUCCCAGGCUUCUGCUAGAAAUCUGCUUGAAGUCCUCUCUUUCUGGUGGUAGUGUGCCACUUAUACAGAACCCGGUUUAUCAGAGUGCACCAAAAAAGCUUUGCGCUAAGCUGUGUGAGCGACCACCUACGCAUACACCCUUCUUUACGUAAGAGGAUUCUCUAGAAUGGUUCUUGAGAAAGAGUUUCACAUAAUUUUGACAGGACUGUAAAUAAGAAGCCACUUAAUAAUAGCAAUCUUUCGUUCUUCAUCUGCUGAGCACAAGAAUUCUAUGCAUCCAGACAUUAUCUUGUAUGCAAAUACUGAACUCUGUGGCUGAUAACCUCUCUUUGGUAUAUUCAUGUGAAAAGCACUCUUAACUCUAACUUCUGCAUUUGGAGAUAUAUACAUAUAUGUUGUUGAAGAGCCAAGCUAAUGUAAAUAUCAUAAUCAUUUAAAAAUCUUGCUCUUCAUUAAGGAUUGUCCUCCAAAGGAAAUACAAGUCAUAAGCGAGUGUAAGCAUACACAGUUUACUUAUGAGUGUUCAGUCUGCCUUAACUUGCUUAAUUAUAAAUUUUGCUGCUCUACCUGAAGUAAUAUGAAAACUUGGAUGCCAUUAUUAAUACUGUAUCAGUUUCUUUCCUGUUCACUGACGGCCCUACAGAGUCCCACUAUCUGAAGUAACCGGAAAUGUCUGGGAGAUUACCGGAAGGUUCUUCCUUAAACACCUCUGCUGGCUUACUGAUGCCUCGCUGACCUAUUUAAGGAUUACAUGCAAACAGGCAAAUGAUUUGGGGUAAACUGCAUUAACAUGAGGGAAAGAAUGCAAUCAAAAUAUCAUUAUAGUGGGAAUCAUGCGUGUGACCUAUGUAAAUUAUUUUUUAAAUUGUCACUAGAGUGUCAUGUAACUACCAAACCAUGCGACGACUAUCUCAGAUUAUCUUAUUGGUCUGGUCUUCCUUACUUAUCACACUGUUCUGUGCAGGAUGGUGUAGGAUUCUUAUGUCUAGUUUUCCCUUCUGUUUCUUCCAAAUUCUAGAUGGCAGUCAAGAAUUCCUCUGUAUUUUAACUGACCAUCAAUUGAAUGGGCAAAACUUGGAGGUAAUCCAGAGAGAAAACAAUUCACAUGCAAAUCAUCCAGGAACAUUAAUGUCAUUGCCUAUUAAUGGCCACACAAAAAAAUAAGCACUGAUUUUUUUUUUUCAAAAUAAAAAUAAAUGGGUUUGGAGGAGGACAGAGGGACUAAUUGAGUUGUUGAAUUUGGUCGGGAGCUGUGAGCACUUAGUUUGGAAGGGAUGGAGGCAUGGAGGUCUAACUACUGGCCAAGCAGACACAUCCUAGGAAAUACAAAUCAGGGCAGGCCUGAGCUUUUCUCUGCUAUCGUGUAGAAAAUAUGAAAUGAUAACUAUAAAAGCAGCUAACUUUUCCUAAAAUCUAACAAUUAUUUUAUCUGUAAUCCUCACCACAGCCCUCUGAGAUAAAUAUACUUAUGGUUUCCAUCUUGCAGAUAAGGAAAACUGAAGCAUAAAGAAAUUAAUUGCCUAGUAUCACAUGCGUAGUUAGUAUCAUACAUCUAGUAAGCGGCAGGGUUGAGAUUCAAAAGCAGGUAGGCUGGCUCCCAGCCUGAGCUCGCAAGCACAACACCAUAUAUGCCCAGUCAUGGUCAAGGCAGAUUAUAAGAGCCUUUCAAGGUAAAUGUGAUUAACCUCUUUACAAAUGAACUUCAGCAGAGUUAAGCAAUGAUUUCACAGUUACACAAUAAUUCGACAGCAAUCCCUUACAUAGUUCCCCCACCUUUACACUUAUUUUUUUCAUUUGUGAGUCUGUUUCAAUUUGAUUUUAAUUAAAAAAAAAAAGUCUUUGGUCACAAAAUGCUCUGUGAUCACGUCUCUUCAACUCUUCCCACCCUUCAAUCACUGCAUUACUGUUUUUCCAUUUAUAGGUCAGAAAAGGGAGGCUAUUCAGGGAGGCUCCUUUUAUUUGUUGACUGCACCCUGCUCUGUGCCAGAUACACGGGAUAUAAGGCAGUGCAGGUCAGGUAGGUGUGUUGAGUAUACGCAGGGCAUUAAAAUUAAGUGACCUGAAAGUGCCAGGCUGGAACAGUUUUGUGUUUGUUGUAUACCUACGACCACGUUGUACUGUUUAGUUGAACUAAUAUAUGAAACCCCCUCUUAAAGAAUCACCACGCGUAUCAGCAUAUGUAAGGCCUACCCUAAAGUAAUCGUGGACUUAACGGAGCUUGCCCUUGGCACAUGAACAUCCUCCAACACAAGCAUUCUGAGAAGCAUAUUUAAGAAAAUAAUGUGUCCGACAGAAAAAAAAUGCAGACUCCUUCGGAUAGUAUCCAGGCUCUUUGUAAACUGCCAACUAUUUUUCAGCCUGAUCUCCUGCGGUCGCACCCACUUUUUUCUGUUCUGCAAUCUGCUGCUUUAAACAACCUCUUUAUUAGAAAUUAUAUGACGACAAGUAAUUAACGCAUCCCCUAGAUAUAAACUUGGAUUUCACAUGCCAUCAUUGUAAUCCUUCUCCAAAGAAAAACGCGUGGCAUGGGCCUCACUCCACCAAUUCAAAGGGCAUAUGAGGUAAGUGUUAUCACACACCCAUCCAGCAGAUGGAAAAACCAUGGGAGCAGAAAGGCGUUAACAGCGGCUUCCGCAGACCCCAAACCAGAAUGUUCCCCUCCUCUUUUCCCAGCCUUGACUCAAAACUAUGAUUACCGGUUUUUCACUGUACACACUCCCUAUCAAUUGUCCACAGAACUGGAGCAGGGACAUUUGAAAAGACCUCUCACCAACCAAGAACGGAAAUUACAAUGCAGAUAGAAAGUACUCAGGCAUGGCAUGGAACACACACACACACACACACACACACACACACACACACACACAGAAACCUAAGAGAGCUGAUCGAAGAGAAAAUACUGAUUUGUCCUAUUUUUGAUUCCCCAAAAAUUGGGUCCCCCAAUAUGGGAUGCAUUAGUAGGAACGUCAAUCCUUUCAUAUUCUGUCCCCCUCUGGACGCAAGUCUUCCUCAGGUGACUAGGCACCUUGAUGGCCUAUCUGGGUGGGAUUAGGGCUAACAUGCCAUCCAUAUGCCCAAUCUGAUGGGUCACUUGUGAGAACCGAUUGUCAAACUGGAUCCCUCAUUUGGCAAAUAAAUACAUAUUUUGUCUCUUCUUCUACUGCAGCUGGGAAAAAUAAAGCUUACCUCAACCCAAUUAAUUCAUAGUUAAUCCAUAUAAAACAAUCUAUUUUCUCCACGCGAAACUGCUUUUCUCUGGAGACUACCCCCACAUAGAAAAGAUGGUGGGUUACCACGGUUAACCUGUCUCCAGGGUCACUGAAGAAGUGACAUUUAUAUUUACACUCACCCUGCAAGGAAUUUGGUUGAAUGACCAGCAUUUCUGUAAUGAGCUAACCAUACCACUUCCAUCAGAUUUUCUAGUAACGUAGGUAGAGGGACUCCAUUAGGGAAGGACUCACUCCAUUCUGAAGGCUCACUAGCGUCACUCUAGUGGAGGUUCUGAGAAAACUACACAUGUGAAAACUGACCCAUUUUCUUUAGAUGUUCUUCUAAGUAUGUGUUCUGUAAAUGUAUGUGUAUACAUAUUUAGUGUUAGUUGUCAAUAGUGACCAAGAAAAAGUAGUCCUCGUACUUGUUCAAACAUUAAAUUAUCAAUUACCGUAGAAAUGCAUUUCAUUAAUGGACUUUUUUUGUUUCAGGGAAAUUGAAAAAUAAUUGUUAAAUAUUGCUGUGCUUCUUCUGAUGUUGGCAUGUCUAUUUGUAUCAAAAGUGCAAAAACUUUUUUUCCUACAGUUAAAAUUUAGGUUUUCCCAGAAGCAGCUAGCAAUAGUUUUACAAGCACAAACUGAUGUAAAAUAUCUUGACUGUUGUAAUAAUCUGAAGAUCUUUUAUUUGCAUUAACCAAUGAUGUUUAGAAUUUUUUUUGAAAUCAUUAUUUAAAACGGUGUAAUUUGUAUGCCUAUGACAUAUAUUAGGCAGUUUAAAUUAUGUGUAAGGGUACUUUUAAAAACUGUUACUAGAUGACCAAAAUUUUGCCUUUUAUCUCCACUCUGAGUGUGACUGGACAGGCCUUGUCCCCCGUCAACUCAGCUAGCCACCUCUCCUUAUACUUCAAAAGAAUCGGGCAGAUUCGUAUUUGAAUUCUAUUAUUGUCCAAAGGAAGCGACACGAACCAUUUAAUAAGAGAUGGUCUUGAAAGGGUCAGUAAAAGAAUAUCAUUGACUAAAAAACCAUCUUUUAAGAUGAAUAAAAAUGUGUUAGACUA
Messenger RNA from Neofelis nebulosa (Clouded leopard), 8283 nucleotides. It is a transcript of the gene TRMT9B, whose product is annotated as tRNA methyltransferase 9B (putative). The transcript is spliced from 5 exons. Gene Ontology annotation, cellular component: nucleus; cytoplasm. The record is from RefSeq and is a predicted model, not a curated record. The coding region runs from base 895 to 2253 and encodes 452 amino acids. Lineage: Eukaryota; Metazoa; Chordata; Mammalia; Carnivora; Felidae. Gene Ontology annotation, molecular function: S-adenosylmethionine-dependent methyltransferase activity; tRNA binding. Gene Ontology annotation, biological process: tRNA wobble uridine modification.